Messenger RNA from Colletotrichum higginsianum IMI 349063, 2358 nucleotides. RefSeq lists its product as uncharacterized. Bases 1 to 2358 code for a protein of 785 amino acids. The record is from RefSeq and is a predicted model, not a curated record. The transcript has a single exon. Lineage: Eukaryota; Fungi; Ascomycota; Sordariomycetes; Glomerellales; Glomerellaceae.
AUGUUGCUCAAGCCAGCUGUUCUCGUCUGCCUCCUCGCCGAGCUUGGUCUCGCGCGCCAGGUCAGGCGCCAGGACAACGUCGCCCCGUCGCCCAUCCUGUCCAGCAUCAACAUCCCGCCUCCUCUGUCGACGGGCACCGGUGCCGUCGCCCCCAUUUCGGGCGGCCCGACGGGCAUCUUCCUGAACACCUCGGUCCCCGCCACCGCACCCCAGCUGUCCACCGUGACCGAGGUCGCCACCAUCACUUCCACUCUGUCGAACAACGUCACCACCACCGAGGUCAUCACAACUGAGCGCACCGUCACCGCCUCUGCCGCCCCGGUUAUCCAGCAGCCCCAGGUCAUCAUCAUCUCCCAGGUCACCUUCUUCACCUUCAUCUCCGCUCUCGGCGGUGCGCCCCCCGCUGUCCAGCAGGGUGACCAGGGUGGCUUCGUCGUCGGCGGUCAGCAGUUUGGCCAGUUCCAAUCCGCUUGCAACGCCGCAUGUGGCAUGCAGUUCACCCAGUGCCAGAGCAUCGCCGGACAGAACUUCCAGAUUUCUCAGUGCCAGACCCAGCUCAUCGCCUGCCAGAACGCUGCAAAGACUGCCACCGUCACCGUCUCUGUACCCACGACCGUUACCCAGACUGUUCUCCUGCCCAACGGCCCCAUCUCUGGCGACGCUGGCGGUGUUCCUUCCGGCAUCGCCGAGGAGGGCGGCUCUGUCAUCACAACCACGACCCUGCCCCCUGACGCUGGCGCCACUGUCGGAACCGGAGGUGUCUCCUUCAUCACUGUCACGGCCACCCCUGGAGCUCCUCCUUCCCAGACUGCCGUCCCUGAGACCGAUGUCCUGACCACCACCCUUCCUGCCAACCCAGACCAGCCUGACGCGACACCUGUGGUAUCCGUCAUCACUGUCACUCGCCAGCCUGGCUCUGAGCCUUCGCAGCCCGUUGAGGGCGGCGCUUCUGGGCAGGGCGGGUCCGUCGUUACCUCUGCUGUUGUCUCGACCCUUCCUCCUCAAAGCGAGGGCGGCCAACCCAUCGUCAGCACCGUAUAUGUCACUGCCACCGUCUCGGGCGGCGUCCCCGCUGCUUCCGAGGUCGUCAGCUCCGCCGAUGCCGUCGCCAGCAGCUCUGCCGUUGUUACUACCUUGCCUGCCCAGUCCGAGGGAGGCGAGCCCAUCGUGAGCACGAUCUACGUCUCUGCCCCUCCCCCCGCUCCUACCAACGAGCCCGGUGCGUCUGAGCAGGCCGGUUCCGUCGUCACCUCUGCGGUUGUAUCGACCCUCCCUGCCGAGAGCGGCCUGCCUCCCGUUGUCUCCACGAUCUACGUCACUGCCACCGUCUCGGGCGGCGUUCCCAUUGCUUCCGAGGCCGUCAGCUCUGUCGAUGCCAUCGCCAGCAGUUCUGCUGUUGUAACCACUCUUCCUGCCCAGUCCGAAGGAGGUGAGCCCGUUGUCAGCACCGUUUUUGUCUCUGUUCCUCCCGCAGCCCCCACCGACGAGCCCGGCGCUUCUGAGCAAGGCUCCGUCGUGACCUCCGCCAUUGAGACCACCCUCCCGGCCCAGAGUGAGGGCGGCUCGGCCAUCGUCAGCACAGUCUACGUUACCGCCACCGUUCCCGCCAGCGGUCCCGCCGCCUCGGAGGUUGUCUCCCGCCCCGCCCAGCAACCCCCUAACCCCAACGAGCCCAAGACCUCCGUCAUUACCAUGACCCUGGCCCCUCCCUCCGGCACUCCCGUCUACUCUCUCGUCACCAUCACCAUCCAGCCCACAGCCGGUCCCUCUGGCACCGCUCCCGUCCAGACUGAGCUCUCCACCUCGGCAUUGACCUCCACAAUCCCGGCCGAGGGAACCACUCCUCCUCGCGUGACCACCGUCUACAUCACGGCCCAGCCCCCCGUACCCACCUCCGCUCCUCCUCCCCGCGUCAUCACCGUCACUGUCGGCUCCCUCACCGGCGUGGUGACCGUCUCCGACGCCCAGAGCACCGCCUCUGCCACGACCGUCGCCUCGGCCCUCCCCAGCGCCGUCACCGGCGGAGGCAACGGGGGUAACGGUGGCGACGGCGGGAACGGAGGUAAUGGUGGCAGUGACAACGGUGGCAACAACAGCGGCAACGGAGGCGGCGGGGGCAAUGGCGGCGGCGUCGGCCAGGAGGGAAGCGGAAGCUGCCCCUCCGCCGUCACCGUCACUGAGACAGUCUCCGCGUGCCCCACUGCGCCUGUCACUUCCGUCCUGACCCAGACCGUCUCGGUCGUCCCGACGGCCGCUGCCGCGGCCAAGCGCGCCGAGAAGCCCGCUGCCGCCGACGAGGUUAAGCGUGACGCCGUCCGUCACCCCCGCCGCCACGGCCACGCCUUUGGCCUCUGGUGA